GGGUCAGGUGGAGGGUGUGGUGGUGUGUAGAGAGAUGGGCUGUGGACCAUUGAAAGAGGAAAAUCAAAGAUCAUUUUUUGGAGACGGCACAUUACUGGGAUUGAUGACUAAAGUUGAAUGUGUCGGCACUGAAUCCAGUUUGAUUGAUUGUCCAUCAGACAAAGAGCAAAGGUCAUGUGAUAAUAAAAAUGCUGGAGUCAUUUGUGCGGCCAAUGUUAGACUGAUAGACGGCUUCGACUCUUGUUCUGGACGAGUGGAGGUGUUUAAAGAUGGUCAGUGGGGAACGGUGUGUGAUGAUGGCUGGGAUCUGUCGGAUGCUUCAGUAGUGUGUAGAGAAGUGGGCUGUGGUGAUGCUAUAGAAGUGAAGAGAGGCGGUUAUUUCGGACAAGGAUCAGGAGGACCAAUAAAGAUACACAGAGUUAACUGCGCUGGAAGUGAGUUAAUGUUGAGCAGUUGUGUAUCUGAUGAUGGCGCUGUGGAUCCGAAAGUUUGUGAUAUUUCCAAGACCGCUGGAGUCAUCUGUCAGUCCCUCGUAAGGUUGGUGAAUGGUGAUAACUCUUGUUCUGGGAGAGUGGAGGUUUACCAUGAUAGACGAUGGGGAACAGUGUGUGAUAGUGAAUUGGACAGCUGGGGCAGCAUUGAUGGACAAGUUGUUUGUAGAGAAGUGGGCUGUGGAGAUAUAAUAAGGGCAGAGGGACAUGCCUAUUUUGGCAAGGGCUCAGGACCGAUAUGGUUAAGUUACGUGAGGUGUUCAGGUUUAGAAACUACUGUAAGAUACUGUGGAUCAAGGUCAUUGGGAGACAACAUAUGUCAACAUGACAGUGAUGCUGGAGUUCUCUGUAAACACCCCGUCAGACUGACAGGAGGAAGCACUUGUUCUGGUGUGGUGGAGGUUUAUCGUGGUGGUCUGUGGGGACCGGUGUGUUAUGAUGGUUGGGAUCUAACAGAUGCUGCAGUGGUGUGUAGAGAACUGGGCUGUGAAGAUGUUAUAGAGGUAAACAGUUCAUUAAUACAGGGACCAGCAGUGAUGAAUAAUGUCGACUGUGACGGGAGUGAAUCUACACUGAUGCGCUGUGGCUGGUCUGCACAAAACUGUUCUUCUAACCGACAUGCUACAGUCACAUGCAGAUCAAUAAAGGUAGUGAACGGGUCCAACCAGUGUUCUGGAACAGUGCUGAUUUUUCAUAAUGGAAGAUGGGGGUCGGUGUGUGAUAAUGGUUGGGAUGUAUCAGACGCACAGGUGGUCUGCAGAGAGCUGGGAUGUGCACGUGGGGAGGCAAAGGUGCAGGCUUACUUUGGGCUGCUUGAACAAAAGUCGUGGAUGGCAGGUGUCGGUUGUACAGGAAACGAGCGCUCACUCAUAGAAUGUUCCUCUAAACUUGGAAGCGACCUUUGUGGUCCUGAAAAUUAUGCAGGGGUUAUAUGUGAAGAAAUGACUUUUAAAUACAGGUUGAGGAUUGAGGUGAAGGGUGACCCCUCUGACCCUGCCGUCAGAGACAUCAUUCUGAGAAAGAUACAGGAGAAGGUACACAGCCAUGGGAAUUUCACACUCAGCUGGAAAACUCAUUCUAAUGGGACCAUCUUUCAGCCCAAAAACACUUUUGAUCCAUAAGUUGAUGAAUAUUUCGUUACACUUGUACACUCGGUAACAAACUGGAACUUUAUAGGGGAGUUAUACCGUAGUCUGUUUAAAUACUCGAUUCUGAUUGGCUGGAGGGUGUGCAUUAAAACCAUUUAAUACACAGGCAGUUCCAGUCAGUUGAUCAACAUUUGAAAUGAACUGACUAAAAUGACUGACAAAAUGUUCACCUGUCUGAGCAAAAAUUACACAGUAACAGCAUUAACUUUGCUAAUGACCAUGGUAUAAGGAGGAUAAUCCACGGAUAGCCAUGCAUUGGGAUUGUGUCGCAGAUAUGUGGGGAAACAUAUGCUAUGUACUCCCAUGCUUAAA
Messenger RNA from Triplophysa dalaica, 1951 nucleotides. Its product is annotated as scavenger receptor cysteine-rich type 1 protein M130-like. The coding region runs from base 35 to 1612 and encodes 525 amino acids. The record is from RefSeq and is a predicted model, not a curated record. Gene Ontology annotation, cellular component: membrane. The transcript is spliced from 7 exons. Lineage: Eukaryota; Metazoa; Chordata; Actinopteri; Cypriniformes; Nemacheilidae.